AAAAAAAAGAAUUUUAACUAAUACGUUUCGUCAUUUAGCGACUCCAAUUUUGACGAGACGUUUGACGAUGCGCGCUGAAACCAUAAGAGCUUUAGAAGUACGUAAAAAUUCCGUAAUGGCUGAGCGCAGGAAGUCAGCAAUGCAAACAUUAGGAGCCAAGAACGAAUAUGGCAUUACAACCGGGACAACCCUAAACAAUAAUGGUGGUAUACCCAAUCAUCGGAGCGGCCGUAUCUCCAUUGCUAGUGCUAAAGAUGUUUUUAAUGUCAAUGGCUUACCUUCGGAGCAAAUCUAUGGAUCGAAUGGCGGCGGUACAAUAAAUCAAGGCUACGAGCACGUGAAUGAAGAGGAUGAUGCCAAUUCCUUAAGAUUGACUACUCGUACUCCCAAUCAUGUUACCUGGGGCAACAAUACCAGCAAUACCGGACGUUUAUAAAUGAAUGCAAUUAAUGAAAUUUUCUUUCUUUGGCGUUCUUACGCAUGUCUUUCGUUCCUUUUUAUAAUAAGUUAUUUUUAUACCCAUCACCGAAGGAUGAAAGAUAGAUCACGUUCGCAACGCCCACAAGGAAUCAUCAGCGUCCCCACAAAGUACAUGAAUUCUUGAUCAGCAUCAAAUUCUGAAUCGAUUUUAAGCAUGUCCGUCUGUCCGUCUGUCCAUGUGUUCGAUGUCUGUUGACCGAAAAAGCGUUAAGCUAUCGCUUAAAAAUAAAAUAAAGACAGAAACUUUUAUUUUGAAAAUCGAAAUAAUCAGCUCCGCCCAUUUCAUAUUAGAGAGCCGGAAAAUGUUGUUCCUUUAAUUCUUUCAUCUCCUUCAGGAUAACGGUGAUGGUUAUAAAAGAUUCGGUCCCGAACGAAUUUGACUUUCUUACUUGCUCUUCUUUUCUUUUUUUCUUUUUUUGUGCUCUUUUCUAUACCCAAUCGAAGUCUCAAAUAUUUGUCUUCCUUUUAUUUCAAACCUACAUCGUGUUCACUUUUAUAUUUUAUACUGUUUUUGUUUAUUUUUUUUUUUAUUUAUAGAAAUUUUAUAGAUAACUAACUGCCUUUAAAUACUGCCUUUGAACUUUAAUGAUAUUAUUAAGGAAGAGAAAAAAGAAACACAAACAAAAAUAGGUGAAAAACAAAAGUAAACGAAAUAU
Molecule: messenger RNA, 1136 nt
Organism: Glossina fuscipes
Lineage: Eukaryota; Metazoa; Arthropoda; Insecta; Diptera; Glossinidae
Exons: 3
Coding region: 68-436 (122 amino acids)
Source: RefSeq, a predicted model, not a curated record